UGUUUACAAUGUCGGAGGAGACAAGUUCGGUGCCAGUGCCAGCCUGGCUGAAGGCAGACCUAUUUGAAAAAUUGUUGAACGAGCGAUUCGGCGAUGGGUAUGUGGGAAUCAAGAGUUUCAAGCCGGUGGCUGGUCUCAAGCCAGGAGAAAACUACUCCACCCUUAUGCUGCGCCUCCACUUUGAAGUUGAACUGAAGGAUCACACCAUCGAAGAUGUGAGCUAUAUGCUAAAGUCGCCGCACGAUUUCGAGUUGUACCGUGAGAUCCUAAAGAAAAACAACAUGUUCGAUGUGGAAAGAGAUGUAUUUUUGCAAGUAAAACCCGAAUUGGAAAAUAUGUACAAGGAUCUGGGCUUGAAUGUCAGAUUCGGGGCCAAGGCUUAUAAAAUCGACGUACCCGAUAAUUACGUUCUGCUGCAGGACCUACGUCCUUUCGGCUUUAAGAACGUCGAUCGCCUGGAGGGUCUGGAUAUGGCCCACACCAAAAGUGUUCUGAAGAAGAUGGCCCAGUGGCAUGCGGCCUCGGCCAACAGGAUCCAUCUCAAGGGUCCUUACACCCAAAACUACUUGCAACCCACUUAUGCCGAUACCAUGAAGGAAAACAUCGAACAGGUGGCGGAAACCUUGGGAAAAUACCUACUCAAGUGCCUUCCACUUUACGAGGGUUAUGAAGAAUAUAGCGAAGCAGUGCACAAAAUCCAGCCAAAGAUCGUGGAUCUCAUGUAUGCCAUGAACCACCCCGAUCCGGAGGAUUUUAAUGCUUUGAAUCACGGAGAUUGCUGGACCAACAACAUUAUGUUCAGGUACGAGGGAGAAUCACCCGAACCAGCCGAAACCUAUUUUGUGGACCUUCAACUGCCCAAGGUGGCCUGUGUGGCCCACGAUCUGAUUUAUUUCCUUCUCGGAUCGACGAAAUUCGAAAUACAACUGAGUCAAUUCGAUUACUUUAUCAAGUACUAUCAUGAACGUUUGGUCGAGCACUUGCGAUUGCUGAAGUACCCUCAAGAGAAGACCCCCUCACUGAGGUUUCUGCACACUCAGCUGUUGAAAUAUGGACGAGUUGGGUAUCACACUGUUCUGAUGCUCUGCCCGCCUGUGCUGCUCGAUCGCACCGAGGAUGCCAAUUUGACCGAUUUCGUCACCGAAACGGAUAAUGGCGAUAGCCUCAAGAUGGCCAUGUACUCCAAUGCCCGCUACAAGAAACAUAUCAGCGCCAUUCUCACCUGGCUUAACAAUAGAGGAGCCCUUCAGUUUUAACUUUGAUAAAUUUAAAGUUCCACAAACACUAGACGCUAACAUAACAAAACAACUCAAAGCAACUUUUAAAAAAGUACAAUUAAAAAUAAUCAUAAUUAAAUAACAAAAA
This is a messenger RNA of Drosophila elegans, 1365 nucleotides long. RefSeq lists its product as uncharacterized. The coding region runs from base 9 to 1256 and encodes 415 amino acids. The transcript has 4 exons. The record is from RefSeq and is a predicted model, not a curated record. NCBI's taxonomy places the organism in Eukaryota, Metazoa, Arthropoda, Insecta, Diptera, Drosophilidae.